This is a messenger RNA of Musca vetustissima, 1329 nucleotides long. RefSeq names its product damage-control phosphatase ARMT1-like. Gene Ontology annotation, molecular function: phosphatase activity. NCBI's taxonomy places the organism in Eukaryota, Metazoa, Arthropoda, Insecta, Diptera, Muscidae. Gene Ontology annotation, biological process: DNA damage response. Bases 1 to 1329 code for a protein of 442 amino acids. The transcript has 6 exons. The record is from RefSeq and is a predicted model, not a curated record. Gene Ontology annotation, cellular component: cytoplasm; nucleus.
AUGGAACAUGGCAUUUAUGACGUUGAAACACCCAAGGAUACACCACUGUGUGGUCAAUAUAAAAAGAGUUUUGCAUAUUUUACAAUACGUUAUCGUUUGCCAAAUAUAUUGAUGUCUCUAUUGGAUUCCAUGCGAGCAGAUUUGAAAGCAAAUUCAUCAAUGUAUCAAGAGUCUGACAUAUCCUUGGUGUUGGAAUCAAUUGAGAAUCUUAAAAGCCAAGUCGAAAAUAAUCACAAAUUACAGAAGAUUUCAUCCAAAGCUCCCGAUGUUGACUUGUGGAAUAAUUUUAUUACAAAUUUACCAGAAAAUGCCGGCUUCUUCAAUGUAUGUUGGCUAUAUGCCGAAUGUUAUUUGUACCGGAAAAUCUAUUCAAUAUUUGAGGCUGGCAAUAGUUUGGCACAAUAUGAUUAUUUUGGACCACAGAAAAUGAAAGCAUUGCAAAUGUCCGAGGGGGUUAUGGAAGAGUUAAUACAAACCACCAGUGAUUGUGAGAACACGUGUGAAACCUUUUGUCACAUACUUAAGCUAAAUCUGUGGGGCAAUAAAUGUGAUUUGUCACUGAGUUCGGGCAAAGAUGUUAAACCCCUGGAAAAUCUAAGCCAAUUAGUUCUUAGCUUAAACAAAAACAUAUUGGUUGAUGAUAGUCCCACCAUAUGGCAGUGUCUAAAUCAAUCGACGGCGGCGGCGGCGGAAGAAGAGGAUAAAAAGUAUGUUGAUUUUAUAUGUGAUAAUGCUGGUUUUGAACUCUUUACCGACUUACUUUUCGGCCAGUAUUUGUUGAGAAGCGGCUUGGCCACUGUUGUACGUUUUCAUGUCAAGGCCAUGCCAUGGUUUGUUUCGGAUACCACCCGACAAGAUAUACACAAAACCUUAAACUAUUUACAAGAACAUAAAUCACAAAUUUUAAAGGAUUUUGGUGUACAAUGUGCCCAGUGUUUUGCCGAAGGUUAUUUUCAAAUAGCCGACACGGAAUAUUUUUGGACAACACCCUACGAAUUUUACAGAAUGAUUGAUAUAAAUGCCAAGUUUUAUAAGCAGUUGUCCUCAUCAAGCCUGUUAAUAUUUAAAGGUGAUUUAAAUUACCGCAAAUUGUUGGGCGAUUUCAAUUGGAAUUUUAGUGAGGAAUUUCGUAAAUGUUUGCGUGGUUUCCAUCCCACAAAUCUAUGUACAUUGCGCACAAUAAAGGGAGAUCUCCUAUGCGGCCUAAAAUCGGACUCUGUCAAGUGCCCCGACUUGGCGGAACAAUUGCGUUUCAGAAAACAUGAUUGGAUGUUUACGGGAAAUUAUGCAGUUGUACAGUUUUUGGCUGGCAAUGAUGGAACAAUUUAA